Molecule: messenger RNA, 9053 nt
Organism: Drosophila ananassae
Lineage: Eukaryota; Metazoa; Arthropoda; Insecta; Diptera; Drosophilidae
Product: long-chain-fatty-acid--CoA ligase 5
Exons: 2
Coding region: 3775-7431 (1218 amino acids)
Biological process (GO): long-chain fatty acid metabolic process
Cellular component (GO): endoplasmic reticulum; membrane
Molecular function (GO): long-chain fatty acid-CoA ligase activity; nucleic acid binding; RNA-DNA hybrid ribonuclease activity
Source: RefSeq, a predicted model, not a curated record
UAUUAUUUGGGCGGCACUUUGGGAACCAUCACCCUCAGCAGCCUGGCAGCCAGCGUGGCCUACUACUUUGCAACUCGACCUGUGCCGGAACAACCAUUAGUGCCUCUGGAAAACCAGUCCCCAUUGCUAGAGCCAUGUAACAAAAAUUGACAAAAACCUGAAUAAACCAAUUCUCAAUAAAAAUAACAAACAAUGAAAACAAAACAAUAAGGAAAUGUCAGACUUUUGACAUGACAGGGACAACCUGUCUGCUUAUGACCGGGUAUAGAUAUGUACAAAUAAAAAUAAUGUGCAUUCUGAACUGCAUAAUUCUGAAUGUUCAGACUGGUCUAGCAACUGCACCAACAAGCAUUUGGCACACUCUUAACCAAAUGCGUUUAUAGACGGCUUUUCAAUGGACUACUCGCAUGAACACUAAGGCGGCUAAUGAGCGCAAAUGGAAGUGCAAAUGACACGAUAAAUAUGUGUGAGGUAGAAUUGGCAUGUGCCAAUUUUUUAUUUAUGUUUAAAAUGAUUUCAUACAAUAUUCAUAACAAAAUAAACAGAUUCAGUAAUUCUGAGAUAAUUUAAUGAAAUAAAAAUAUAUCUUUUAGUCAUGUAAAUAUUUAAAAAUUCAACAAUCCGACUAAUAUCUGACCAAAUAAAAUUUCAUCAUAAAUCCAAUCCAUUGCUUUCUAUUUGGUUUAAAAUCAAAAAGUAAACAAAAGUCUUUUUUAUUUUUAGUUUUGACUAAAAAGAGGGCGUGGCUCUCCGUUAUAGGCCAUAAAUCGAAAAAUCAUAUAGAAAAAAAUUAAAGAGUUGAAAAUUGGCUGUCAGUAGCAUUACUGCCUCACCUCUGCACUUUUAUUUGUAGCCCAGUUUUUUGUAUUUGUUAAUUAUUUAACGUCACAUGGCGUUUUCGAUCGCGUGUAUUAAAAGGAGGACUGGUGGGCGAAUACACAGACAACAGACAGUCGGACAACUUGAUCAAGAAAAAAACAAAAAAAAUAGAUAUAGCAAAGAGAACCGUUUAAUAUCAAAAUAAGUAAACUUAAACGAAUUAAAUUCCUAGGCGAACGCUGCAUUCUUUUUCGUAAUAUCCCCGAAUAUCCCCUUCGAUCCUCAGAAUCUCAGAUUCUCUGGUCUUCUCGGUUUCUCGCUCUCUCAUUCCCAAAACGAAAAGUGGAUUCUUCGGGCCGGCCAAAAUCAUUUUUAGCCACGACCAAUAUUUUACUUUUGCCAUUCAGUUCGAAAUUCAACAUCGUGUCGCGCGGAUCGUGGCGAGCUCAAAACCUAUAUAAUAUUUUUCAAUUUAAAAAAAAAAGUCUCAAAAGAAAAGAAAAACGAGCAAAAGUCACACCAACAUAAUGUACAUAUCGCUUAUAUAUAUCUUUGAAACAACCGUAUUUUUUUAUAAAUAAUAGCUCGUGUAUACUAAACAACCGAAAAAUAAAGAGCGAAAAAAACGCACGACAAUUUGCAACAAAUUGACAAAAAUACAAGCGUUUAAUCUCAUUACGUAAAGCACAAGACUCACCAAAAAAAAAAUAAUGAAAAGUUCUUUUCAAAAAAGUGAAAUCGAAAAUAACGAAGAAUUAUUUGAAAAUCUUCUCAUGGAAAAUCGAUUUGCCAAAAGUGUCAAAGUUCCGUCGCUGUCGUCGUCGUUGCCCCUGGGCCAUGUGAACUCAUUCCCUCAAGUUCAAGUUCACCAAAGUUUCUAUACAUAAAACAUCUAAGGAAAACCACCAAGCCAUGGGCCGAAAAAAACACAAACAUAAAACAUACAAAUUACUAAUUUUAGGAUAAAAUUUGUUUCCAAUUUAAUUUGAUGAAUGUUUGCGUUUGAAUGAGUCUGGUUUCCCAUUGUAAACAGCUUAACCUGAGUUGAUAUUUACGAUGCUUCACCAUUUCGCCAUAAAAUUUUAUAGUUGUUUGUAUUUAGAAAGAAAGCAAUGGAUUUUCUAUUUUCCCAACCAGCCACAACAAUUUCAGGCCAUGUGGUCUAAGGAAUUUCGUACUUGUUCCAAAACUCAUUAUUUUGUAAUGGUAUUCAAUAGAACUAUCAUCUAGCAGAGAGAGAAUCUAAGUAAAAACAGAAAUUACUUAAGAACCAUUUUUAGAAAAUAAGCCAGAAAUUUCAAAAACUCUGUGUUUUUAUUUCUUAAAAUCUCAAAUAACCAAAUAAAUCAAGAAUCAUAAUAAAUGUCAAAGAAAUACAUAGUUUUCAGUACCACUUCAACCUCCGAAGAGACAAGUCGUAUUAGGACAGCAUCGAUCGCACGUUCGUAAAACCUAUUGAACUUAUCAGCAAAAGUUGAAAAACAAAUAUUAAGCACAAAACAAAACCUAAAAAACAACAACAAAAAACACACCAUUUCUUACCACUCGGGCGCAAGCCCUUUACAAACAACCAUGCACGAGCCACCAGACAUACCUAAAUACACUACGAGAUCGUAUCAACUAGGAGAACCCAAAUUCAUUGUCAUCAAAAGUAAAAAUGAAUCCUCAUUUAAAACUGUUUCACCUUUCAUCAUCGAGAAAUCUGUGGACUUUGCCUGCGGAGGAAGAGUUGAAUCUGUCAAAAAAACCAGAGACGGCGGUCUUUUGAUAAAAACAAAAAACAACACACAAGCCACCAAACUUCUAAAACUUACCAAAAUCGCAGAUAUGGAAAUAACAGCUACCGAACACAAGACACUUAAUUUUUCAAAAGGCGUUAUCUACUGUAAUGACCUUAGAUAUAUAGACGAAGAAACAAUCCUUCGAGAGCUAAAACCACAGAAAGUAAUUGAAGUAAAAAAAAUAAUGAAGAGACAAAACACCAUCAAUAACACCAACACCAACAACUACAACAACACCAACAACUACAGAAACACCAUCAACCACAACACCAACCACAACAACAACCCCAACAACAACAACCUAAUAGAAACCGGACUCAUAAUAAUUACAUUCGAAACCCAUCAACUCCCUGAAAUACUGCGUGUCGGCUAUGAAACGGUUCGCGUACGCAACUACAUACCUCUCCCACUGCGUUGCAGGAAGUGCCUCCGCUUCGGACACCCUGCACCCAUAUGCAAGAGCACCGAAAAAUGUUUAAACUGCUCAGACGAAAAACACACCAGCGAAGGAGAACUCUGCAAAAACGAAAAAAAAUGCCUAAAUUGCGUAAACAAUCCGGAAAUAAACUCCCAACACAGCCCUUUGGACCGCAAUUGCCCCACAUUCCUUAAACAAAAGGAACUCACUGCCAUAAAAACCACCGAAAAAGUCGACCAUAGAACUGCUCUGGGUAUAUACUUUGAGCGACACGGAUACAAAACAAAAAACACUUAUGCAAAUACACUCACAAAAACCACAACCACAAAUACGCUCCAAAAACCUUUAAAUACACUCCCAUCAACAUCUUCUAAUGCACAAACUACAUCCAUAUCCUGCGAUCACAACCAAACUAACACACCAUCAACCUCAUCUGCACCAACCAAAACUACACCUGCACCGGAAAAAAUUCUCCAAAACCACGACCAGGACGACACCGAAGCCAUGGAAACGGACAACACGAACCCCACCAGAAUAUCAACCUCAUACGGAUCUCAACUCACAAAGGAUCUUAAACUAAAAAUUUUCCCUAAAGAUAAGUCUAACCCUCUUUGUACUAACUUCAAACCAACAAAAUCAAAAACCAAAUCCUCCAACAAAAACAAACAAACCACUAACAGCGACAGCGAAUCGGUUUAAAACCCACAGAUCUCCCAUUCUUUAAGGUUUAACCUUAGAACCCCUAACUCUACUAGAAUGUCACUAAUUACAAUUCAAUGGAACAUUCAAGGAUACACUAAUAACUAUAAUAAUCUCCUUAUCCUGAUAAAAAAAUUCUCUCCGCACAUCAUUACACUUCAAGAAACACACAUACAAUACACUAACAAUAUACCAACUCCAAUAAAUUACACACUACUAACAAACAUAGCCACCAAUAGAUUUGGCGGCGUAGCGAUAUUAGUACACAAGUCAAUUCAAUAUUCUAUAGUAAACAUUCCAAACGACCUUGAAGCUCUAGCAAUACACAUAAAAUCCAAAAAAAACAUGCUCAUAAAGACAACAUACAUUGCACCAAACAGAACCUUCACAAACCAAAUCCUUGAAGACACUUUGUUCAAUAACCAAACACCAUCACUGAUACUAGGAGACUUUAACGGAUGGCACCCUGCCUGGGGUUCCCCAAAAGCUAAUUCCCGAGGGAAAACAAUACAACAAUCCAUUGACAACACACAGCUAAUCUUACUAAAUGACAAAUCCCCCACACAUUUCUCAACACACAACACAUACACACAUAUUGACCUUUCACUCUGCUCAGCAACACUAGCCCCACACGCCAAGUGGGAAAUACUUAAUGAUCUCCACGGCAGCGACCAUUUCCCGAUAGUUAUCUCUCUAUUUCCUCCAAACACGAUAAACAAAUUCUCAAAACCAUUUUUUAUAUCAAAAAAAGCCAACUGGGAGCAAUUCCAGACUCUUACACACAUAAAUAACGAAAUAUUCCCCACUUCAUUAAACGUCAACAAAGAAGCCGCACAACUUAACAAAAUUAUAUUACACAGCGCAAACAUUUCCAUCCCACAAACAUCAACAAAUACAAAGCCCUACACGGUUCCUUGGUGGAACAAAAAACUAGCACAGUUAAAAAAAGAAAAAAAAUUAGCUUGGAAAGAACUUAAUCGCAACAUCAACCUUACAAAUAUUAUAAAUUACAGACGCUUAAAUGCCAAAUACAAAUUCGAAAUUAAAAAAAGUAAAAGCGAAGCUUCCAACUCCUUUACAUCCACCAUUCAACCAGAAACUCCUUCAUCCAAAAUAUGGAGCAACAUAAGGCGUUUCUGCGGGCUUAACCCAAGCAAACAAAUUCAUGCCAUACAUAAUCCCAAUAACAACACAACAACAACAGAUACUCUCAAAAUAGCCAACUCCCUCUCGCAACACUUCUCAGAUCUCUCAAGCGACCUAAACUUCUCUGAUCAAUUCCGAAAUAACAAAUACAAAAUCAACUCAACCAAUUAUACACCGACCUCAACAGCCAAAAAUAUCGAGGGAAACAUAACUCUUCUUGAAUUAAUAGCAGCACUACAAACACUUAAAGGAUCCACUCCAGGAUUAAACAGAAUUUCUUACGAAAUGAUACGCAAUAGCUCCCUUACCACAAAAAACAGAAUAACAAACCUCUUUAACCAAAUUUUCGACAGCCACAUACCUCAAGCCUACAAAAUAAGCUUAGUCAUACCCAUACUUAAACCUAAAACCGACAAAACAAACAUCUCUUCAUACAGACCCAUUUCCCUCAACUGCUGCCUAGCAAAAACAUUAGACAAAAUCAUAGCGAAAAGACUAUGGUGGUAUGUAACCCACAACAAUUUCUUAAAUACAAACCAAUUCGGCUUUAAAAAAGGCAAAUCGACUUCGGAUAGUCUCCUAUACGUAGACCAUCUCAUAACGAAGUCAAAGAGACACACCUCCCUCGUCACUCUUGACUUUUCAAGAGCCUUUGAUCGAGUAGGUGUGCACACUAUAAUUGACCAACUCCAGGAAUGGAAAAUAGGCCCUAGAAUAAUCAAUUAUGUCAAAAAUUUCAUGCUGAAACGUAAAAUAAUUGUUAAAGUCGGUGCGCAUAUGUCAAACUCACUCCCAUUAUCCAACGGUAUCCCACAAGGAUCACCUAUAUCGGUAAUCCUAUUUCUCAUCGCAUACAAUAAACUCUCAAACAUAAUAUCUUUACACAGAGAAAUUAAAUUUAACGCAUACGCCGAUGAUUUUUUCCUCAUUAUAAACUUCAAAAACAACAAAAACCUUAAUUUCAACCUAGACAACAUAUUACAUGACAUAAACAGCUGGUGCUCAUACUCAGGGGCAUCUUUAUCCUUAGCUAAAUGCCAACACCUCCAUAUUUGCCAAAAGCACAGUUGCACUAGCACCAUAAGCUGCAGCAAUACACCAAUACAACAAGUAACAGCACUCAAAAUCUUAGGGAUAACCAUAAACAGUAAAUACAAAUGGGACACACACAUAAAAUCACUACUUCCAUCACUACACCAAAAAACGAAUAUUAUAAAAUGCCUCUCCAACCCCAAAUUCAAUUGCAACACACAAACACUACUCCACGUCGCGAAAGCAACAGUCAUAGCAAAAAUGGAAUAUGGACUGUUUCUAUACGGACAGGCUCCAAAAAGCGUGCUAAACAAAAUAAAAACACAAUUUAACACUGCAAUCCGUCUAGCCCUUGGUGCCUACCGAACCACACCCAUACAUAACUUGCUAUAUGAAGCCAACAUCCUCCCAUUAGAGCAAAAACGGGACCUUCAAACAGCCAAACUCAUAAAAAACCUUAUAUUCUCCAGAGAUACACCAAUACACAAACUUGUCAAACCAAAUAAACCAAAAAAGAACCCAUCAAUCAUAGAACGCACAAUAAACCUUGGCCAAACCCUAAACCUACCCUACGAACCAGUUAAACUACAGAAAUACCAGCCACCUUGGGAUCUCCCAAACCUCAUAGACACAACAUUUAGAGUACACAAAAAACAAACCACUCCACCAGACACAUACAGGAAACUAUACGAACAUACCAAAGACAGCCAUAAAAAACACAAAUUCAUAUUUACGGACGGAUCAAAAAUGAACUCCACUGUAACAUAUGCUAUCACAACAGAGACAUAUAUUAUUAAAUAUGGAAUCCUACCCCCACACUCAUCAGUACUAUCCGCAGAAAUAAUAGCCAUAUUAGUAGCGAUAGACAAUGUCAAAAACACUAGGGGAAAGUUUAUGAUCUGCUCUGACUCUCUCUCAGCAAUUGACGCCAUAAAAAACACGAACAACAACAAUUUUUACGCCAACAAAAUCAGAUCACUCCUUACAAAGCUAGCCCCAAAAAUUAAACUAUUGUGGAUCCCUGGUCAUGUAGGUAUAGCAGGCAACGAACUAGCCGACCAAACAGCAAAAUCGACAUGGAAUAUGCCCCUGAUUUACACCCCAAACAUCAAUUUAACAGACAUAAACAGACAUUUAAAACUAGAAUUCACAACAAGAAAUAAACUAAACAUAGAACAAUGCAAUCAAUGGUACAAAAACAUUAACAAAGACAAUUCAAACAUCGACAGUUAUUGCAGAUCCUUCCAUCCCAAAUCAAGCAGAUUAGAUCAAAUUAAAAUAACUCGCCUCAGACUAGGACACACUAAACUCACACACGAGCACUACUUUAACCAUAACCAAACCUCACCUUGCCCCUUCUGCCAAGGCGACAAUUCCAUACUACACUUAUUUAAUUCAUGCCCAUCACUCCUCCCUAUAAAACUAUCCAUCUUUAAAAAUACAAACCCAUUAAAUCUCCUUAACGAACUCAACCCUGAUAAUUUAGAAAAAAUCUUAAUAUUUUUAAAAAUUUCAAACCUAUACCACAAAAUUUAAAAACACUCAAAAUGUACAUAAAUAAAAUCUACCAACUAAGUAGCCUAAAAACAACAAACAAUAUGUAACCAUACUAAUAGACUUAAAUAUCAUUAACCUUAAAAGCCGAAGGCCUUGCCGCCAGCGCUUUACCAACUAAGUUAGUCUAGUUUUGUAAACUUCUCUAUCUUUAAUAAUAAAUAAAUAAAUAAAUACAUAGUUGAGUUAUGAGAUUAUAUUAUAUAUUCUAUAGAUUAUAUAGAAAAGUUUAGCCAAACAAUAGGCAUUUUGAAAAAAGCUGUCUCCACCUGGACAAAUAAUUAAAAAAUAAUCCCCAACGACCUUCAAAUUCCUGCAUAUUUCUUUUGUUUUUUUUUGCUGAAAGUAUGCUGCUGUAUGCUAGGGAUAUGUAGCAGCUCCUGAUCCAUUGUUUCAUUCAUUUAUUUCUCUUGAUUUUAGUGGCAGCCACAAGUACCAUAACUCAACGAUGAAUUGCUCAUUGAAGAAAAUGUUUGCACUCUGCCAAUUGCCUCAAGGCAUCCCAAUGAGGCCCGAAACGCGUUUCCCCCAUGACUCAGUUUUUGAUCAUCACUCGGGGAUCAUUUCUUUUUUAUAUUUUUUUGCAAAAGAAAACUCAUUUUAUUUUAGUAUGUGUGAGAAAUUGUUUUUAUUUUUUGCUCAUUUUUUUCUAUUUCGUGUUAUGCGGCCACACACACGGUUUCUCAUAGAUAACAACAGAGUGGAACGGUUUUACCCCCAAACGAACUAUUUUUAAAUUAAUUUGGGGCAGGCCAAGCAAAAGCAACAGACGACGCCUUGUCGAUAUUGUUGGCUUUCUUCUCGUGUCUUGGUCUUUUCUCCCUUAUUCUUGUCUUUACCCCUCUACAUAUAGCGACUGUCCUGCAUCUGCCAAUAUUGAAUAAUUAUAAACAAAAUUAAAUUGGCUGCAAUCGACCGGAAAAUAUUUAAACGGACAGCCAGGCGUCAUAAUUAUGCUUUGGUUUUUUGACUUUUGGCUUGGUCUCUGAUGCGUUUCGAAUUUUUCAAAUAUUUUUGGGGAAUAUUUUUUUUUCAAGUAAAAUUUUAUAGUUUUCUAAGUGGUUUAGGAUAUCAAAAAUCGAAUAGUCUCUGGGGUAUACUAAAUUUAUUCUUUUCAAAAGCUUUUUUCGAAAAGAAUAAACAAAUAACAUUUUAAAAACUUUAUUCUGCAAUAGUCUGUAAUGGUUUCUAAUAAGUUUUCUUUAAUUUCCAAACCCAAAUCUUAUGUAAACAUUUUCCAUCUGCUUAUUCCAAUUAUCUCUGUAAAUUUUCAAAUAAAAGGUAUAUUUUUAAAAGCACUAAUUAGCAUUUAAUCGGUUAUGAAAUACGCUUAACAAGCGGUAUAAUUGAAAAUAAAUAUUUCGGUGGGGCAAGUCGAACGGAUGACUUCCCUGGCAACGACAAUGGCCCCCAUAACCGCCAAUUGGCCAAUAAAAUGCGUUUAAAAUCGGUUUUUUGCAAGUGUUUCUCUGCCUCUUUAUAGUCGCUUGGAAAAUGUGCAUAUUAAAUGCCAGAUGAAAUCUGAACGAUCCACAAAGGAAAACUAAAUCCAACAGAGUGUUAAAUAGCCUGUACUAAAAAUUAAUCAUAAAAAGGAUAUACGA